Funneliformis geosporum is the source of this 1011-nucleotide messenger RNA. NCBI's taxonomy places the organism in Eukaryota, Fungi, Glomeromycota, Glomeromycetes, Glomerales, Glomeraceae. The record is from the annotation of a GenBank genome assembly.
AUGGAUGCUAAUUCUGAUUUUGGAAAAUGCUUUGAUUGUGGAAACGAACGAAGUAGCGCAAGGUGGUGUAAUGAUUGUGAAAACAAUGCUUUUAAAGAAAAUUUUAGAAAUUGUGUUGAUAAUUUUAUUAAAAAUACUCAAUUAAAUGCGACUGAUAGUGUUGAUUAUUUGGAAUAUAUUGAUUUCGAACAGUUUGAUCUUGUGGAAAAAAUAAACAAAGGUGGGGAAUUUAGUACAAUUUAUUCUGCAAUUUGGAUGGAGGGACCUAGAUGGAUUUGGGAUAAUGAUGCCGAGCAAUGGACACGAAAUGGACCUAUGAAAAUUGCCCUAAAGAGACUUAAUGAUUCGCAAAGUAUAAGUGAAGAUUUUUUGAAAAAAGUUUACAAAUAUCACCAUAGUUUACAUGGCGGAAAUGUUGCAGAUUUAUUUGGAAUAACUAAAUAUAAUACUUCAAAUUACAUGUUUGUCAUGAAAUAUUAUGAGUACGAAGAUUUAUAUUCAUUUCUUGAUGAAAUCCAAGGAACGAUUCGUUGGAGAGAUAUAGUUGAUAUUCUUUGGAGCAUAUAUGGAGGAAUUUUAAAUUAUCAUGAAAAGGGAUUAAUUCAUGGAAAUCUUCAUGGAGGAAAUAUAUUGGUUGAAAUUACACAAGAUUUAUUUGCUAAUAUUUAUAUCCCAGAUAUGGAACCAUGUUCAUUUGAUAAGAAACGUUCAAAUGAAAUAUAUGGAGUUCUUCCUUAUAUAGCUCCCGAAAUCUUGCAAGGUAAUCCGCUAACCGAGGCCGGAGACAUUUAUAGCUUUGGAAUGAUCAUGUGGACACUUUCUGUGGGUGUUCGUCCAUGGUGUAACAGACUUCAUGAUUCGAAAUUGGCCAGUGAAAUUUGUUCCGGUCUUCGUCCUGAAAUUAUUGAGGGAACUCCAAACGUUUAUACUCAAAUAAUGACGCAAUGCUGGAAUCCCGAUCCUUCAAAACGUCCGACUACAUAUGAAUUAUAUGAUGAGUUAGAUACUUAG